AUGGCAAGUGUUUGCAGAAUUCUCAUAUUCUCCAUUUGCUUUGGUCUUUUAACUGAUGAAUUAUAUGCUGCAAAUUUGAUUAGUUCAUCAAAUAGAAUUCAAGAAAUUGAAGUUGGAGUCAUAGUUGAUAUGGGAUCAUGGGUUGGGAAGACUAUCCAUGCCUGCAUUUCUAUGGCCAUUUCUGAUUUUUACGAGUCGAAUAGUCACUACGCAACACGUACAGUUUUGCAUGUAAGAGAUUCUCAUGGAAGACCACUUGGUGUUCUAUCAGCAGCUGUGGAUCUUUUGGAGAACAUUAAGGUGCAUGCAAUUAUUGGCCUCGAGACAUUUCUUGAAGACAAGUUCUUAGCCAUACUAACAGAGAAAGCUAAAAUUCCUAUAUUGUCUUUCGCUCCUAGUGUUGCCUCCCCUAACGAAUUCCCUUACAUCGUUAAAAUUAGAUCGGACGAGGCCACUCAGUUUGAUGGCAUUGCUUCUACUGUCAAAUCAUUUGAGUGGAACGACGUUGUUCUUAUUUAUGAGGAGUAUACUAAAAAUGAGAGAAAAACUAUACCUCAUUGGGUGGAAUCAUUUGAAGGAAAAAAUAUUCACAUCUCUUACAGAAGUGUCAUUUCUUUUUCCUCUAAAGAUAAUGAAAUCCUCAAAGAGUUGCAUAAGAUUAUGACUCUGGAUACAAAAAUAUAUGUAGUGCACAUGUCCCUGUCUCUUGCAUCUCGCCUUCUGGUGAAUGCAAAGAGAUUGGGAAUGGUAAAAGAUGAAUAUGUUUGGAUAAUCACCGAUAAAGCGAUGAACUCAGUGCAUUCCAUGGACUUUGAUGUCAUUGAUUCUCUUCAAGGAGCUUUAGGUUUCAAGGCAAAUAUAGCAGAAUCGAGCAAACUGCGCAACAUCACUUCGAGAUGGAGAAGGGAAUAUCAGUAUGAGAACCCUAAAAUGGUAUCAAAAAAGUUACCCGUCGUUGGCAUACGGGCGUAUGAUACAAUGCAAGCACUAGCAGAAGCUGUUGAGAGGGUUGAAAUUUUAAAUGCUAAAGAUCAAGUUGCAGGAUUGAGGUCCAGUUUUUUACAUUCUCAUGGUGGCAUGUUACUCCUACAUGAGCUUUCACAAGUUAGAUUUGAGGGUUUAAGUGGUGAGUUUGAAUUAGGGGAUGGGAAAUUAUAUCCUGAAGAAUUCAAUUUGGUGAAUGUUCAAGACAAUGAAGAAAAAAGAAUGGGAGUAUGGACGACUAAAGAUGGAAGCUUUAGAGAACUUAACUCAUCAGUUUGCAGUUUUAAUCCUUCUAAAGAUUCGAAUGCUUUUACCUGUCGUAAGGGAUAUAGAAUUAUUCCCAGAGGUUCUUUAUUACAAACUAUGGGCAGAAAAAAGCUUAGAAUUGGGGUACCAGUGAAGCCUAGUUUUAAAGAAUUGGUAGAUGUACGUUAUGAUCCUCAAACCAAUGCAACGAUCAUCUCAGGCUACUGCAUAGAUGUAUUCGAAACUGCCAUUAAGGCUUUACGUCAUGAACUACUUUAUGAGUUCGUUCCCAUACCGAAUGGAAGUUACGAUGAUUAUGCACAGCAAGUUUAUCUUCAGACUUACGAUGCUGUGGUGGGGGACAUAACAAUCACUUCCGACAGGUCCCAAUAUGUCGACUUCACAUUGCCUUUCACAGAAUUAGGUGUUGGAAUGGUAGCAAGAUUGAACGAUAAAGAUCCAUGGUUCUUCUUAAAGCCACUCAGUGGGCCUCUAUGGAUAGUGAGUGCAAGUUCCUUCAUUCUGACUGGUUUCGUCGUUUGGCUUAUUGAACACCCUAUAAACGAUGAAUUUCAAGGUUCCAAAGCUUCGCAAAUUGGAACAAUUGUGUGGUUUGCAGCGUCAACUCUUGUUUAUGCUCAUAGAGAAAAAUUAAAAAGUAAUAUAUCAAAAUUUGUUGUGGGUGUUUGGUUAUUCGUAGUUCUGAUACUUACAUCAAGUUAUACAGCAAACUUGAGUUCACUUCUGACACUUCAACGGAUUACAUUGGUAAAAGGCGAUUCUAUAGGAGCUAAGUCUUUUGUACAAGGAUUCACUGUUAGCAACUUAAACUUCCAGGAUAACAUGGUAAUGCCAUAUUCUUCGCCUGAGAGAUACAAUGAGGCAUUAAGAAGAGGAAGCAAGAAAGGCGGCGUUGGUGCUAUAAUUGAUGAAAUACCUUACAUAAAGUUAUUCCUUGCUAAGUACCCACAUGAUUACGCCAUGAUUGACUCCCAAGAGACGACUAAUGGCUUUGCUUUUGUAAGUGUUCUUCUUCCUUGA
Molecule: messenger RNA, 2271 nt
Organism: Fraxinus pennsylvanica
Lineage: Eukaryota; Viridiplantae; Streptophyta; Magnoliopsida; Lamiales; Oleaceae
Source: the annotation of a GenBank genome assembly